AUGCUUCCAAGAGACCUGAUUUCUGGAUUUUUCCUCAUAUUAGAAAUUGUCAUUGGGUUUGUGGGUAACUCCUUGAUCUUCGUGAUAUACAUGUACACGUUUUUAGUCCAGCCUCAUCUGAAGAAGCCCAUAGAUGUGAUCUUUACACAUCUGACACUUGCCAAUGUUCUGAGCAUCGUGUUCAGGCUGACACCAGAUGUCAUGUCAUCUUUUUCAGUACGGCUUUUUCUGCAUGAUGUUGGCUGUAAGGCGGUUUUGUAUGCGUACAGUGUCACCCGGGGCCUCUCCAUCUGCACUACCUCUCUGCUGAGUGUGUUUCAAGCCAUCACUCUCAUGUCCAGCAGUUCCAGUUGGGCGUGGCUUAAAUCUAAAGUUUCUUCGUGCAUUUUCCCAUCUUUCCUUUUCUUCUGGAUAAUCAACAUGUCUCUGUUUGUUCCCAUUAUUGAAACUGUAAAGGCCCAAAGCAACUUCACUGUUGGUUCUAGGUACUUGCAAACACACUGUCAGAGCAACCAAAUUCGUUAUCACACCACAGUGUCUUUUUUAAGUGCGAUAAUGAUCAGAGACUUCCUGUCUGUGGCCAUCAUGAUGUGGGCCAGUCUCUACAUGGCGAUUCUCCUAUUUGGACACAACAGCAGAACGCGGCAUGUCCACAGCUCCAGCAGCUCUUCCUACUCAUCUUCUGAACAUAAAGCCACCCUCAGCAUACUUCUGCUGGUAGCUUCCUUCAUUUUCUUUUAUUGCUGUAACAACUUUAUUACCUUUUAUUUGUUUUAUAGGCCCAAGAGAAGUCCACUCUUGGAUAGGAUUAGUGGAAUUUUAUCAUCAUGCUACUCAAUCAUCUGUCCGUAUGUCCUGGUUAACAAUAGGAAAAUCAUUUCCAAAUUGAUUUCUUCCUGUUCAGGCUUGAAAAAAUUCUUUUCUGCAAGAAGAUUCAAUGCCUAA
Molecule: messenger RNA, 945 nt
Organism: Jaculus jaculus (lesser Egyptian jerboa)
Lineage: Eukaryota; Metazoa; Chordata; Mammalia; Rodentia; Dipodidae
Product: olfactory receptor class A-like protein 1
Exons: 1
Coding region: 1-945 (314 amino acids)
Biological process (GO): G protein-coupled receptor signaling pathway
Cellular component (GO): membrane
Molecular function (GO): pheromone receptor activity
Source: RefSeq, a predicted model, not a curated record